UGUGGACAGUGCCAGGAAGAAACCAUCCAGCUCCACAACACGUUCCAGGUCCCCUGUAAAUGGUCCAUCAGCAUGACUGAUCCUGUUCAGGAGGUGGACAAACAUCUGCCAGGGAGCGAGCACCAGAAGCUGCUGGAGGAGAUGAAGUCUGUGCCCUGUGGCUUUGAGGUGCUGCCCUCAGCUGGAAGCCUCGCUCCAGGACAGCAGUGCCACGUCCAAGUCCGUUUUUCACCCACGGAAGAGAAGUGCUACCGGGGCGAGCUGCAGAUCCAGAUUUGCCAGAGCAGCCAACGCCUGCAGGUGCCGGUCUUGGGACGUGGUCUGGAGCCACGCCCCAACAGCUUGUUGCUGCCUCCGUGUGCCCCGGGAGAGAAGCUGAAUGCUGAAGCCCAAGGAAGGGGCAUAAAAAUGAAGGUUGACGUUGUGGAUCCACCAGGAAAGGUGGUGAAGCUGGGAAACAUCUGCAUUGGACAGACGGUGAAGAAGAUGGUCACCGUAGCCAACAAGAGUGCAGCCCCUCUCACCUUUAAGCUGAGGGUCACGUCCACCGUGCCAGAGCUGCAGGAAGCUGGGGUUCUGUGCUUGAAGCCCAGCAAGGAUCUAAAGCUGAAGGGCAGAGGAGACACCUGCAAAGUGGAGGUGACCUUCUCCCCGAAGCGCCGCAUGCAGCCGUUCAGCGGGGAAGUGCUGCUGGAGUGCCGCGGGCUGGUGCGCUCCCUCUGUGUGGUGCGGGGCUCCUGCCAGGGCAGCCUCGUGAGCCUGGACCAGGACCAGCUCAGCUUUGGAGCCGUGGUGCAGCAGAGCUACACGUGCCGGCGCGUCGUCAUGCGGAACGCGGGCGACACGAGAGUCAGGUUUAUGUGGGACGCGGAGAGCUUCAAGCCAGACUUUUCCAUCAGCCCCACAAAGGGUUACAUCAGCCCAGGGAUGGAUGUCCCCUUGGUUGUGACCUUCCGCCCCUCGAAGCUGAGCCAGGCUGUCCAGUACGAGGGGCUGCGGUGCUUCAUCCAGGGCAGUGAGGCGCUGCGGCUUACGCUGGCAGGAUCCUGCAUGGAGGCCCCUGGCCCCAAAGAGGGCAGGAACUGA
Messenger RNA from Melopsittacus undulatus (budgerigar), 1086 nucleotides. RefSeq names its product hydrocephalus-inducing protein homolog. Lineage: Eukaryota; Metazoa; Chordata; Aves; Psittaciformes; Psittaculidae. The transcript has 8 exons. The coding region runs from base 73 to 1086 and encodes 337 amino acids. Gene Ontology annotation, biological process: cilium movement; axonemal central apparatus assembly. The record is from RefSeq and is a predicted model, not a curated record. Gene Ontology annotation, cellular component: axoneme.